Molecule: messenger RNA, 555 nt
Organism: Ipomoea nil (Japanese morning glory)
Lineage: Eukaryota; Viridiplantae; Streptophyta; Magnoliopsida; Solanales; Convolvulaceae
Exons: 4
Coding region: 88-555 (155 amino acids)
Source: RefSeq, a predicted model, not a curated record
CGGGUUUACAAAGCGCGUUAUUACCCGAGGUGUGGUUUCUUUGAUGCAACGGAGGGUAGUAAUCCCUCUUACAUUUGGAAGGGUAUUAUGGCGGUACAAGGGGUGUUGAAGGAGGGGUGUAGGAGGGUCGUUGGGAAUGGGGCGGACACGAUAAUUGGUUUGGAUCCCUGGUUGCCAGAUGACAACAACCCAUAUGUGGAAACAGAGUUGCACCAGUCUGUCUUUAGAGCUCGGGUAACGUCUUUGUUGAAUGACCAAGGCCUGUUGAUCGCUGGACUUGGCAUUGGGAUCCGAAGGGGAUGUAUUCUGUUAAGUCAUGCUACAAACGGAUUACCAUGGUUGCCCCGGAUGAUCGGCCAUGGUCACGUAUAUGGAGUUUACAUGUUCCCCCUAAGGCUGGUGGCCGAAUCUGCGGUCCAUCUUUUUGUUAACUGUGCGGAGGCCAGGCGGGUUUGGAACCUAUUGGGUGUGCCACAGCUGAAUGCUUAUGCAGGAAUGAUAGUGUCUGGAAGGGCAGUGUGCAUAAUUCAGCCACGGUGGUGCAGCGUGCCCUAG